Molecule: messenger RNA, 7058 nt
Organism: Pristis pectinata (smalltooth sawfish)
Lineage: Eukaryota; Metazoa; Chordata; Chondrichthyes; Rhinopristiformes; Pristidae
Product: lysosomal amino acid transporter 1 homolog
Exons: 8
Coding region: 134-1045 (303 amino acids)
Source: RefSeq, a predicted model, not a curated record
UGUCACGUGACAACGAACACGGUCUUCUGCUGGUGUCACCGCCGGGCAUGGUUGUGGCCGCUCGGUUCUAAUGGGGUUGUUGGUGCUGAAUUUACUUUCUGGACAAAUAACCUUCAGUAAUACUGUGUAAACCAUGCCCGGGAACAUCCCUAGUCCACAGUACCUCGACGGAAAUUUUACUAUCGAUUGCCCAAAUGGGUCCCGUGUUAUUUGGGACAUUCUCCAAGUGUGCACUGAAGAUCCAAGAGACAUAGCAAGUGUAGCCCUGGGGUUGUUUUCAGCCAUCUGUUUCAUGUUGUCUGCUUUCCCGCAGUGUUACAGAUCCUGCAAGGCUGGAAACAUGGACCAAGCUUUGUCAUUCUUGUUCCUGUUGGGUUGGUUGGGAGGUGACUCGUGCAAUUUAAUUGGUGCUUUCCUGGCUCAGCAAUUGCCACUGCAGACUUACACUGCUGUGUAUUAUGUGAUAGUGGACGUGGUCAUGGUCUCAAUGUAUUGUUAUUACAAGAUGAAGAACCAGUCUAGACAAGAUGGGACUGCAGUUAAUGUUGUUGUCAUGUUUGUGAUGCUUGGAGCAGCUGGUUACUUAGUACCAGGCAACAAUCUAGUAUCUCCAAUUGGAGAAAUGCCAAAAUUCAACAAGCGCUCUCUUUUGGCUAUUCCUCACUCAUCUGCUAACCAGAUAUUUACUGUGAAAGAAAUCAUUGGAUUUGUAAUUGGCUCAUUUUCGUCAGUAUUCUACCUGGCAUCCCGGUUGCCUCAGCUGUGCAGAAAUAUGAAGAGGAAAUCUACCGAAGGCAUAUCCCCUUUGCUCUUUGCCUUAAUGAUUCUAGGGAAUCUUACAUAUGGCCUGUGUGUGUUGCUGAAGCUCCCAAGAAAAGGGCAAACUGAGGCUAACUACGUGGUGCAUCAUCUUCCCUGGUUGGUGGGCAGCUUGGGGACCAUGGCGCUCGAUGUUAUGAUUUUACUUCAGUUUUUCAUGUAUAAGACACAGAAGUCUGAAAGGGAACUGUUAAUUCCUAAAGCACCGCAGAGAUCUUUGCACUAGUGAGGAAUUCUUUUUAAAGAAAUUAUGUAAAGGGAAAUACUUCUGUCAGUUUUAUUUAGAGAACCUGGUGUAGUUUAGAAGACUAUUUUGACCAAGAUAAAUCUAAACUUUUCAACUAAUUAAUUAAUUUUAAUAUAAAUACAUAUUUUGCAAAUACUCUUGAGUCGUCACCUGGGUGAUACUUCACCUAUCAGAGCUUGUUGCACAAACCUGACCUUCAUGCAUCAUCGUGUUCCCACUGGCUGAAGACGAACAAUCAGUGCACAAUGUUUGUCUCAUUGGAAAUCAGUGAAUGAAGCAAUGGAUGAAAGAUCAGGAAAAAUGGGUGUAAAAUCCAUCCAAUUGCAUCAUUUCAAAUCAUCAUUUAGUAAUGGUUAUGUCACACGGACUUGUCCACUGAACUGCACCAGGUGGUCGAUUUCUUUGUCCAUGGAUAAUGGGUGCUGCUAUUGACAUUUGAGACUGAUGCUCUUCCUUUUUGUAUGUUGAUUAUGAUCAGGAGUGCUUGGAGGAGGAGUCAAAUCAAAUCUCACACCAAAAGAUAUUGCAGUCAACAAUUAAUAUUUAUUACAACUCAGGGAUGGGCUGGUAAAGCUGCCUAAAUCAGAUUGUUAUUCUUGACCAUCCAGCAAUAAUUUUAAUUACUAAUGGUUUUAAUUAGACUCUUAUUGAAUCUGAAAUGAUAAAUAUAAAAAUUUACUUCAUAGAAACUGCAGUUUAAAAAUAGAAGGACGCACUGGGCGGCACAGUAGUGCAGCUAGCAGAGCCACUGCCUCACAGGGACACCAGUGGUUCAAUCUUAACCCCUGGUGCUAUCUGUGUGGAGUUUGCAAGUUCUCUCCGUGACCGGGUGGGUUUCCUCCCACAUUCCCAAAAAUGUGCAAGUUGAUAGGUAAUUGGCCACUGUAAAUUGCUUCUGUGGUGUAGAUGAGUUGUAGAAUCUGGGGGCAGGGGGAUUUGAUGGAACGUGACCAGGGUAAAAUGGGUAGGAGUAGGAUAAGUAUAAAAAUGGAUGCUCGAUGGUCAGCACAGACUUGGUGGGCUGAAGAGCCUGUUUCUGUGCCGUCUAUCUCGAUGACUCCAUGACAGUCCUGGCAAAUGUGGGUGUGGUGGUGAGCCAAUCCAAACAGGAGGCCCAAAAGUUUAUCCCUGGUCUGUGCUGAUUUUCAGCACUGGGAUAAAGAAUGGUGAAGAAAUCAGCCAAGUUCCUGAUUUGUCCAGCAUCUAUAUUUUAUUGCUAUGUCUUGUAUGAACUUCAGUGAUAAAAUCAAGACAAAGAAGUCUUGUCCAGUGUUUUGAAUUUUUAUAGGCACUUAUGGAAAAUAGUGGUUUAUAAAAUUAGCAAAACUCUUAAAUUUGAUUUUGAUCAUUUUGAGAUCUUUAGAAUUGAACCAAUUAGCAGCAAAACUUACUUAGGCUCAAGACUUUAGUCUGUUAUAUGUUACUGAUAAGGGUAAUACUCCUUUGAAUUUCCCAUUUUUGUUCAGAAUCUCAAUGAUCACAACAUGCAAAAGGCUAUUUGGCCCAUUGAGUCCUGGUUCUCCAGCUGGCCCUACUUACAUAUCCUCUCUCCCUGUAGCCAUGCAAAUUCUUUCAGACAGUUAUCCAACUAUCUCCAUAACUACCCUUGACGGUGCAUUACAGACUCUAACCAGUCAAUGCUAAAGAGAGGUUUUCUUCAUAUCACUUUUCCUUCUUUCACCAGUCAACUUCAUUUUGUGUUCCCUGGUUCUUGACCCUUCCUCCAAUGGGAGCAGGUUCUCUCUAUUCAUAAUUCAUUGGGUCCUCUUGCACCCUCUGUUUCAAGGUAAACAACCUCAGCUUCUCCAGCCUAUCUACACAACCAGAAUCCCUCAGCACUGGAAUCACUUGAAUAAAUAUCUUCUACGCCUUCUCCAAAGACUUUACAUCUUUCCUAAAGUGCAGUGUCCAAUUGUGAAGACAAUAAUUUCCUUGCUCUAGUACUGGCUAUCUAUUUAUAAAGCCCAAGGUCCUGUUUGUUUUUAUCAACUUUCUCAAUUACCCUGCCACUGUCAACAAAUUGUACAUGUACCCCAGAUCUCUCUGUACUUGUAACUCUGUUAGAAUUGUGCCAUUGAGUUUAUAUUGCCUCUUCUCAUUCUUCCUACCAAAAUGUAACUUUGAAUUUCUCAGCAUUAAAUUUGUUCCUCUUAAGGCACAAGCAUCUCAUUUCUCAGUCUUCCUCCCUCUAUCCUCACUUGUGUUGAAAUCAAGAUUCAUAGAACCAUUUUCUGUUCUUAAUUCAUUCCUAAUCUUCCUUAGACUUCCUUUUCCUCCUGAGUCACACUCGCUUUUAAAACCUAACCUUGGUCUCACCUCAUUUACUUUUUCCAAUCAUAUUUCUGUAUAUGGCAUUACUUUUAUGCAAAAAAAAUUAUAGAAUGAUAUAUCUAUUGAUAAUGUUGCACUUUAUAUAAAACCAGUUGAUGUAUAAAUGUUUACUCUGGUAUUUGCCAUUCUCACCAAGGUAGCAAUAUUUUUAAAUUGCACUUUAUUUUAAGAACUUUUUAGUUCCAAAAAUGGAUGAAUAAAUCCUUGGCACAGAGAAUGCAUGUUUUAAAACAUGCUGUCUGGAUUUGUUCAGUAGCUGCAUCCAGUCUUCAUACAUCCUCAUCCAUCCUGGACUUGAUACUACAAGUUACUUGAAAAUAAUGAUCUGAUUAUUUUCAUUUAUCUUACAAGGCAAUUGGGAAAUCUGACCAUUUUGUGCCACCAGCGGGUAAUACUGUCCAGCACAGGCAAAGUGUUCUGCCCGCCAGUUAAAUGUGAAUAGUGAUGAUUAUAAACUGAAACUUCAGGCUUUGCUUUCAAACUUCAUUGUCUGAAGUGUUAUGAAGCGUGUUUGGACUUGAUGUCUGGUGCCCAAACCCUUGGAGUGCUCUCCUCCAUCACUUCACACACUUGGCUGUUGGGCCUGGCUGCUGCUACUGAAAUGUGUACACAUUGAAGAAUUGCUAGCAAGCUAACUUAACUGAAAAUAAACAAGUUUUAUAACAGUUAUUUUAAAGCUAUGCCUGACUGCACCAAGGUUUGGCCUCUACUUUUUUAAAAGGUGGAGAAGCUACAAUUGACGGAUAUCAUGUUUGCUUCAUGUGAUGCAAACAAGCCCAACCCUCCUGAAAAACUUGAAGUAGUCUCAGUACUAAUUUAACUAUUCAGUUCAUACUUGUCCUGAGUCCAUAGUGAACUCUGCAUUCCCCCUUCUCUCAUCAUCCCUUCAGUUCCUAUCCAGGUUAAGUUCCCGUGUAUUUGACUUUGCUUUGUGUCUCAGGUACAUAGAGGGGAGGGGCCUGGAGGGAUAUGGGCCGAAUGCAGGAAAUUGUGACUAGCUAGGUGGUCAACGUAGUUGGCAUGGAUUCGUUGGACUGAAGUGCCUGUAUCUGUGCUGUAUUGCUCUAUGACUCUAUAACUAGUUGCCCUCCCUUUUGGUUUGGUUUGAACAUUUUCUUUUGUAUUUACAUUAUUAUAUAAUUUCUGAGGUACUAUUGAGAGAAAAUGGCUUCCGUUUCUGUAAAUACCAACAAGCUUGAAAGCUUAAGAGUUUGGUAUCUCUAUGCAGAAUUUCUUCUGGGUAACGUGAUAUCUGAUUCUCUAAUUUGUUGCAUUGAUUUGUUUCAUUCAUGUUAGAAAUAAACUCUUCACUAUAUUGUAGAUGGUGUUACCUUAUCAGGGUGACUGGCUUUUUGGGCUUUCACAUCUACAACAAAUUGUUCAGAGUUAUGGAGAGAGAUUUAUACCUUGUUAUCUCACUGCGUGGGAGACUGUUUCCUGCCUGACAUAGGUUCCUCCAUCAACCCUGAAUAUCUUAUCCUGGAUGGCACUUGACAAAGGGUGUCUGAUUGUCCUCAAAUGACAAGAGGAUCCAAAAGAAGGGAGGACAGGAGAGAUGAGGGAAAAAAUGCAGCCUUUUACUAAUUUGCCUGUUGCCCUACAGGCAUUGUUCAGGAUGCACUUAAAUAUACAAUUACAUGUACUUCUGUGAUAGAAGCGGACAGGGAGUCCAUUGAUUCCUUCCUGUCAUUUAGUUAGAUUAUGCCAGAUCUAUACUUUUAUCCAUCUUGACUCACACCUUUUUAAAUCUUCACCACCUAACAAAAAUCAGUAAAGUCAAGUUUGCCUUUUCAUUUCCCUCUGUUUAUUCAUUUGGCUCUCAGUAGCUUCUUGGAAGAGAGUUUGAUUUCUGCUGCCUUGCGGUGAUUUUAAUGGAAGACUUGCCCCAAAGUAUUUUACGAAACAGGUAUUAAAGUCAUGCUACUGAGAUACUUAAGAGGGAAUGAACAAACUUGGGCACAAAUAAAUUGUUAAGAGUAUGUUCAGAGAGAAUCAGCCUUGACUGCCACAGCCAAGGGGAUAGGAAUGUUUACAAAAGGUGUUGAAGAGAUAUGCAGCACUGUGUUGCACUAGUUUGUGCAAGAUACACCAGAACUAAUAAAGCAUGUUUGCAUUUCCCCAGGCAGUGCUGGAUUCUGAGUAACCCACCUCUCACAUGAAUUAUUUGUUGACAAAUCUGCUUUGUAUUUAUGAGCUAGUUACUUUCUACGCAGGAUUUUUAUGUGGACUUACUGCUCAGUUUAGUGCACCUGUAGUUUUGAGGGAAUUUUAUUUUUUCCAGUGAAUGUUGCUAUGACAUUGUAAAUCACAAGUUAAAAGAAAGAAACAUUUCAUUAAGUCAUUGUACUACAAGGUUCUUUCUAGUUUAUUGACUAAUAGAAAUGUCAAUUUGUGAUUUAAUGAUUUUUCUCUUAAUAUAAUAUAUAGUAGAUCAAUUGAUUUAAAUGUUUCAUGCUAGUUCUGCAUCUGUGACUUGAUUAUUUCAAUAAUGUAAAUGUUUAGUACAUUAUAAAUAUAUCAUGAAUAUACCAAAGAAGUAGUUAAUUAGAUGAAUGUUUCUCAUCCUCCUGCCUUUUUAUAUUUGGGUGUUGUUUCUUCCUGAGUAAGACAAACAUCAAACGAUGUUAGCCAUCAGAGGGCUCUGGGUUUAAUUAAGUGAACAAUUUUGGAAGGAGAAAAUGAAUAUUUAAAUGCAUCCAAUUAUCUAGUAUUGAAACAGACUGAGCUUGGCAGCCUUUCACAGGCGAUCCACCCAAAAUUCUGUGCCAUCUUUUUGAAAGCUUUCCAAUUUGUUGCACUUGCCAGCACCACCCCCCCACUUCAAAAUCUUGCGUUAUUUUCCUUUCCACUUAAAAAUAGUUCUCCUUUGAAAGUUACUAUUGAACCUUUGAAAGUUACUAUUGAACCUAUUUCCAUCACAUUUUGAGUGUUUCAAAUCAAAGCUACUCAUUGGUAGAAAUUCGGUUCUACUCCCAUCUGGUUCUUUCGCUAGUUUAUCGUGACUUUGUGUUGUCUGUUCACCAACCCUCUUGCCAGAGAAAACAAUUUUGCUGCUUCUACUCUACCGAGACCCAUCAUAAUAUUGGAUACCUCUUAACCUCUGUGCUCCAAGAAAAACAUUCGCUCCACUGUCCUUUCUAUAUAACUGGACUCCCCCAUCUGAGAAAAUCCCUAGUGCAACUUUUGCAAAGCUUUCAUGUUCUUCCUAGACAUGGAGGUCAGAAUUGACUAGUGAUUUAUAACAAUUUAGCAUAACCUCUUUGUGGUACCAUACUUCUGUCUUGAUGUACAAAAGUAAUUAUGUCUUUUUUAAAUUUUUUUUCUCUCUGGAGACCAUUGCUCAAUUGAGUGAGGAUGUACUGUAUGUUUGUACUGCAUGUCAGUACGGACGAAAGGGAGAUACUUCUGUCUUGCCUGGGAAAAUAAUUGGUCUCCACUGAGCCUCAUUAGCUGGUCUCUUCAGGACAUUCAGUAGAUUACUGAUCUAUUUUGUUCUUAUAACCAGAAUCAGUGUAUUUCCAAUAGCAUCCUCUUACUCUUGAAUGCAAUUAAACUUGAUUUGUUUUUGUGAUAUAAUCGAUGAUAAAUUUAGAAUGAUUUAUAUUUUAAAAGUUUACAAAUGUACUUCAAACAUUCCCAAGCCAAUGUUUGUACAAUGGAU